UAUUCUAUGGUAUUCGAAUCUUCAUCAAAAGUCAUCCUACACCAAAAUACAUUAUAAUUGAAUAGCACGUGAAUUUUUUCAAGAAAAUUAAAUUAAAAUGUUUGGAUCGGGAGCUGCCCCAAUAUUAGUAUUAAGCCAAAAUACGAAACGUGAUUCAGGUAGAAAAGUACAGUUGGAGAAUAUUAAUGCCGGAAAGACAAUUGCCGAUGUGAUUCGAACAUGUUUAGGACCUCAAGCUAUGUUAAAAAUGUUGAUGGAUCCAAUGGGUGGAAUAGUAAUGACUAAUGAUGGUAACGCAAUUCUACGUGAAAUUACUGUGCAACAUCCCGCAGCAAAGAGUAUGAUUGAAAUUGCUCGAACACAAGAUGAAGAGGUAGGUGAUGGCACUACAUCGGUAAUUGUCUUAGCUGGAGAAAUGUUAGCUGCAGCCGAACAAUUUUUAGCACAGAACAUGCAUCCGACAGUUAUUAUUAGAGACUAUCGCCAAGCUUUAGAAGACAUGAUUCAACUUUUAGAAGGGCCAUUAAGUGUACCACUAGAUGUUAACGACCGUAAACAACUCGCUCAAGUUGUUCGUGCUUGUGUUGGAACGAAAUUUAUUGGGCGUUGGUCUGACUUAGCUGUGGAUAUAGCAUUAGAUGCCGUACAAAAGGUCACGUUAACUGAAGGUGGUCGUACUGAAGUCGACAUUAAACGUUAUGCCAAAGUCGAGAAGAUUCCUGGUGGAACAAUUGAUGAUUCAUCUGUACUUAAUGGUGUUAUGAUCAACAAAGAUGUAACACAUUCUAAAAUGAGACGAUUAAUUAAGAAUCCUCGAAUUGUGUUGUUAGAUUGCCCGUUAGAAUAUAAGAAAGGAGAAAGUCAAACAAAUGUUGAAAUUAUGGGAGAACAAGAUUUUACGCGAAUGUUAGAAUUAGAAGAGGAGCACGUUGCACGUAUUUGUGCUGACAUAAUCGCUGUUAAACCCGAUGUUGUAAUCACUGAAAAAGGCGUAAGCGAUUUAGCUCAACAUUUCUUACUAAAAGCUGGUAUCACUGCUAUUCGACGUGUGCGUAAAACUGAUAACAAUCGUAUUGCUCGUGCUUGUGGUGCAAUUGUAGUUAAUCGUACCGAAGAAUUACGUGAAUCUGAUGUUGGUACCAAAUGUGGUCUGUUCGAAGUAAAAAAAAUUGGUGAUGAAUAUUUCACAUUUAUCGUUGAAUGUCAAGAUCCAAAAGCGUGUACAAUCUUGUUACGUGGAGCCAGCAAAGAUGUACUCAAUGAAACCGAACGUAAUUUACAAGAUGCUUUACAUGUAGCUAGAAAUUUAGUAUUAUCACCACGUAUGGUGCCUGGUGGAGGUGCUAUCGAAAUGGCUGUUUCUCAAGCAUUAUCCCAAAAAUCUAAACAUGGUCCUUACAGAGCUGUUGCAACUGCGCUUGAAAUUAUUCCUAAAACAUUAGCGCAAAAUUGUGGAGCGAAUACAAUUCGUACUUUAACUUCGUUACGUGCUAAGCAUGCUUCGUACCAAGGUGACGCUGGCCCUUGCACAUGGGGUAUCGAUGGUGAAACCGGGGAAUUAGUUCAAAUGCAAGAGAAAGGUUUAUGGGAACCAUUAUCAGUUAAGUUGCAAACGUAUAAAACAGCUGUUGAAACCGCUAUUCUUUUAUUACGAAUUGAUGACAUAGUAUCUGGUAGUAAAAAGAGGGAUGGUAACAAAGAUCAACCACAAGUUCAAUCCCAGCAAGCAGCGAUUGAAGAAUAGAUAUAUUUUUCUUGUUUUCAGUAACUUAAUCAUUUAUUUUGAAAGAUUCACACUACCGCUUUAAAUUAUUAACCUUAAUUCACGUAUUAUUAAUUCAAAGCUUAUUCUUUUUAAACAUUCUGCAUUUUUUUUUCGUUACAUUUUUAUU
Molecule: messenger RNA, 1892 nt
Organism: Chrysoperla carnea
Lineage: Eukaryota; Metazoa; Arthropoda; Insecta; Neuroptera; Chrysopidae
Gene: CCT3
Product: T-complex protein 1 subunit gamma
Exons: 6
Coding region: 98-1744 (548 amino acids)
Biological process (GO): protein folding
Cellular component (GO): chaperonin-containing T-complex
Molecular function (GO): ATP-dependent protein folding chaperone; ATP hydrolysis activity; ATP binding
Source: RefSeq, a predicted model, not a curated record